AUGGACCGAGCGACUCACGUUAUCGACCCAGACGGCGAAGUUAUGAUAGUUCUACAAAAUCCAAAUGCCCCUUUUGCAGAACUAGGUGAAGCUCUGACCAGCGACAAUCUUGCAUAUACCCUUCCCGGACCAAGCGAUGAAAUCCAGAACUCGGCCGAAGGGAUAGAAGCUUUGAGAAAUGAGCCGACUAAAGCGCCCAAAAAGAGGAAGAAGAAAAAGAAGAAAGUGUCUACUUCUGGAGGGCGUGCUGUCCACAUUCCAUCCGAACCUAUUCACCUGUCAAUUGAAGAGUCUGCUCCUGGAUGGCCCGCGGCCGAAGCACCCGUCGCAGAGCCCGCUGAACAUCCUGCUGAAGAACCCGCUGAAGAACCCGCUGAAGAACCCGCUGAAGAACCCGCUGAAGAAGCCGCUGAAGAACCCGCUGAAGAACCCGGCGAAGGGCCCGUUGUGGAGGAAAACUGCUUCCGCAUCCUAGUCUCCGCGAAACAUUUGAUCCUCGCCUCCUCAGUCUUCAAGAAAAUACUCACUGGUGGGUGGAAAGAAAGCAUUACCUAUCUACGAAAAGGCUCGGUUGAGAUCAGUGCAGAUAGCUGGGAUAUCGACGCGCUCUUAAUUAUGCUUCGCAUUAUACAUUGUCAGUCCCAUCAAAUACCGCGUAAACUGACACUUGAGAUGCUCGCGAAAGUUGCUGUUUUGGCCGACUACUACGACUGCAGGAAGGCUGUGAUCUUUUUCGCAGAUACAUGGAUCAACGCUCUGGACGAAACUAUUCCCGCAACAUAUUCCAGGGACUUGAUCCUCUGGUUAUGGGUUGCCUGGUAUUUCCACCACCCCGCCAACUUCAAAGAAGCCACCUCAACUGCCAUGUCUUUAAGUAACGGCUGGAUUGGUAAUCUCGGACUCCCAAUUCCCGAAAAAAUCAUUAGAUCGAUGAAUGAUAAAAGACAGGGAGCGAUCGCUGGCCUAAUCUUUCAACUUGAGGAAACGCGCGAUGAACUCCAAAACGGCAGUAAAGGAUGUGGCUUCGAAUGCAGCUCAAUCAUGUAUGGGGCACUGACAAAAGAAAUGCAUUUGAACGCUCUGCUCUCGCUGAGGCCUGUAGCUCCUUUCCCGGAUCUGAACUACAGAUCCCUCGUGCAAAAAGUGUUAUCAUUCAGAUCGCCGGUAUGGUACGGUCAAUUUUCGUAUUAUUCCAGUUACCAACACAAUUGUCAAUAUUCCACAUUCAAACUGCUUUUUGACGUGUUGGAAGAUACCAUUGAAGGCCAUGACCUGAAGGAUUCUAUCAAGGUGUAG
Messenger RNA from Aspergillus niger, 1296 nucleotides. RefSeq lists its product as uncharacterized. Lineage: Eukaryota; Fungi; Ascomycota; Eurotiomycetes; Eurotiales; Aspergillaceae. The transcript has 2 exons. Bases 1 to 1296 code for a protein of 431 amino acids. The record is from RefSeq and is a predicted model, not a curated record.